This is a messenger RNA of Scophthalmus maximus (turbot), 2395 nucleotides long. RefSeq names its product transmembrane protein 100-like. The coding region runs from base 363 to 833 and encodes 156 amino acids. The record is from RefSeq and is a predicted model, not a curated record. Lineage: Eukaryota; Metazoa; Chordata; Actinopteri; Pleuronectiformes; Scophthalmidae. Gene Ontology annotation, biological process: cellular response to BMP stimulus. The transcript is spliced from 2 exons.
UCACGUCAACGCGUCUGUUGUGUUUUGUUUUUCUCCUUUUAGAUCUUUUGAAUGUGAAUCACAACUUCAGAGAAACGCGUCCAACAAAACGCACGCGUGUGAAGUUUGUGAUGAACGUUGCUCGUCCAUCAGAGAUGGAGUGAGCGAGGCAGACUGGCUCCUGGGUACCAGCUGCAGGCAGGAAGGAGUUAACACUGUCUGCUCCCCCCCACCCCCCACCCGCUUUUCUAUUGAUAGCCAUAUUCCCUCAUUUAUUCCUGCAGUCAGGACGAUGCAGAGCGGCGAGCCGGGAGGAGUUGAGGAGGAGGAACAUGACUGAUUAGCUGCUCUGCAGUUGGCUGAUUGCUGACAUCAGUAUCAGGAUGGCGCACCUCUUCCUCACCAGUAAGGUCACAAUGCCGGACGACCUCCACAGCAAAGGCGGUCCCAGGAUCCCAAGGAGCGCCAUGAAGUCGGCGACAUCAAUCUCUGCAGAGAAGCUGAACCGGAGCAAACCCAGGAAGGACCAUCGCGUCGUGGUGACGCGCGUCCCGCACGUCAACGAGGUCCAGCUGACGGCGGCCACCGGCGGUGCCGAGAUGUCCUGCUACCGCUGCACUGUGCCGUUUGGCGUGGUCGUCCUCAUCGCCGGAGUCGUGGUCACGGCGGUGGCAUACACCUUCAACUCUCACGGGUCCACCAUCUCGGUGCUUGGGCUAGUGCUGCUGUCUGCUGGUCUGGGACUACUGGGCUCCAGCGCCAUCUGCUGGAGAGUUCGACUGAAGAAGAAGAUGGACAAACGGAGGGAGAGCCAGACCGCCCUCAUGGCCGGACAGGGCUACUGCGUGGCCUGAUCACGUCCAGAUGAGACCGUGCACCUGAACGCACCAGACUGACAAUGGCAGGAUUGGUAAUUUAGUGCUGCCAGGUUAAGAGAUGGUGAAGAGACGAUGAUGUGGGUCACAUGACUGUAACUGUGGGACCAGGACUUCUCCACAGUGGACGAUAACUCAACUGUCUUAAACAAGUUGCACUGUCACCAAAAGUUUUAAUGAUCGAUCAGUCGAUCAGUCGAUCGCGUCACUGGACGAAAUAAACAUUCACCUUUCGUUCUUUUCUCUGUUCCGGGUUCGUUACAACUGUUGUUUGGACAAAACAAGACAUUUGACGAUGUCACUUUGAGAUCGGAGAACUUCUGUUGAGAACUACAUAUAUUACAUAAUAUUGCCAUGGAAACCUGUUACUAAACAUGGUUGGAAGGAUAUUUGGAAGUAAAGACUGAUCUGUCAGCCAGGUAAAAAAACGGGGAAUUAGAAUUCUUUUGAAAAACAUCAUUUAGUUGUCAGAACAGCUAAUUGAAAGCACAGACUAAUAAUCAAUAGGAAUAUUAUAAACUCCCACAUUCUGUACAGAUAACAAGUGAGUCACUGCAUAGACUAUAUUCACACAGCGGCCAUUUUCUUCUGACGUCACGCUGUCGUCCCGCAGUGAUCCAGGUUUAUAAGUCCUACGAGACAAUGAGUUAAAAUCUGAUCAUGUUUCACUGUACAACAACAUAAGAGCUCAUUUGCUAGACAGCAGCUAACGUUAGCAGCUAGCACAUUGUAGCUUACAUCAGUGUUGGAUACUUUGAUGUGGGAAACCAUGAUGGGAGUUUUUAGUCUGAACUAUCAACGUCCAUCUUGGACAAAUGUAUCUCAGACUGGAUGUAAUCAAGUCAAGCUAGCAGCAUAACGUUAGCUUGGUUAAAAUCACGUGACCUCAUCAGCUCACUGGAACAUGUUUCUGUGUAAUGUUCAUCCAGUUUAGAUCAAUAAGAUUGUUCCAGGAACUUUAGCCUUGGAUGGAGCAUUUAGAUCGAUAGCUUGAUUCCAGUGCAUUUGACUUCCAGGCUUGAAUGACUGCGUCCUAGAGGCACCUUCAUCAUUCAGAAACAAUAUUCCCAUUGUAUCAUGUUGCUGUGACAAACAGCAGUGUUAGCCAAGAAGUGGUUGAAUGCUAACGUUAGCGGUUGUGUCGUCGUAGCUAAUGAGCUAAUCUGUAGUUUAACGUUGGUCUGAUGUUCCUCCAGUUUUAUAUUUCUGAACAGAUGAUGCUGUUCUGUGAACCACACAUAAUUCUAACAACAUUAUUUUUAAUCUGUGCUUUUUAUUCAGAGGUUAAAUAAAACGUUGUAUUUUUUGUAGCUUUUAUUCUGAAAGCCUGACGGAUCCAUAUCAGAAGUCGUGAACGCACCUUGUCUGAACUAAUCUAUCUGAUCAUUCUAAUAUUGUUCUCGACUAAAACAGUGAAUCAAUCGACAGAAGCUCCGACGACAGCUGACUCCAUGUGAUUAGCUGAAUCAAUGUAUGAUGAACAGUCUCUGUCACUUAAUGCUGCUAAUAAUCUAUGGAAUAAAAGGUACUUCACAGCUUUA